GACAGUCGGAGCGUAAUUUGAAUUGUCAACCGCGUAUCUUAGGAUUCAAUACGUAGUACGGCAAUAGGAAAGUUAGAAUUCGAGAACAAAAAUGCUUCAUCUAGGAUCGUAGCCAAUUGACAGCUUUAAUUAAAGUCACGUAUGCUCUCUCAAGCUGGAUGUUUGUUUCCAACCUAAGAUUAUAUGCUCGAACGUUCUGUUCCUAAGUUAUUCGAUCGAAUUUUGAUCGAAAUUGGUUGAUGCAAAAAUAAGCAACAGAUCUUUAUUAACAUGAAAUAAAAAAUAAAAAUAGGUUCAUAAUAAUAGUGAUUUUUUAUGACUUUUAUAAUAAUAAUUACUUGUCAUGUUGAACAAAAAUAUGAAGACAAUAUCUCGCAUCUGAAGGGAAAGACUGAAAUCUUUGAGUUACGAAGGUUUCAUCUUAUCGAAUUUUUUGAUUAAGAGAACUCAACAAACGAAAACGUCUUAAAGAAAUUUUAUACGGGAUGAAAUAUUUUUCAAAUUGUAGAGGUUCAAAAAAGACAAAUUCAACUUUUAGAAGUCAAUAAUUUUUUUUUAAAUGGACGACACUUUACGUUAUAUAGGUUGCGUAUGAGGAGACGCACGUAGCGCGAUAGCCGAAAAUAUAGUAGGUGUAGCUUGAAAUACGAUUUUUCAUUGUAGUGUUGAUACGUGCGGUAGAACUCUGUUUAUUUCAGAGAAAUUCGGAAAUGGAAAGACUGUAGAAGCAAUCAUAAAUCGGAACUAUGUGCAUAAGGAAAUAUUUAUCGUCACUACCAAGAUCAGUGUAUCAUCGGCAGCAUUCCACGCAACUUCAUCGAUGUAGAUAAUUUCUGUUACAUCAACUAAACUGUCAUUCUUAAGAAACAUGUUUCAUUACGAUAUUUGUUCCAUUUCAAUUUUCAUAUUAUUAUCAUCGAACUUGACAAGUUAUCUUACAUUAGUGAAUUCUUAUGUUGUGCCCACGCCAACGUUUGAAGUGUUAAAUCCAAAGGGAAUUCUUAUAUCGAUAUCGGAUGAGCCCGGCUUACAAUUUUUUGCGUUUCAAGGAAACAUAAAUAGGACUAUUAAGUUGAAUGAAAUAGGACGAAUAUCGGGCGAAGUGUAUAAGAAGAAUAAUGGAAAAUGGAUCGUUCAAAAUCGAAAUAUGGACUUAGCAAACGGAGAUGUUAUACAUUAUUGGACUUAUGUACAAGUUAAUGGGAUAAUGUAUAACAGAGGAGAACAAACCUGGACAAUUACAGAUACUAAUGAGUUAGUGUUCAAUGAAACAUUCGACAUCUUUAAUAACUCACUUUGGAGACAUGAUAUCAAAAUACCGUUAAAUCCUGAUUAUGAAUUUUGUAUUUAUCACAAUAGACAACAUACAUUUGUAGCAUCCGUUAAAAACGGAAUGCUUAAAAUCAAACCAGCGAUUUUAGAAUACCACUAUGGCGUAAAUGCAACUAUGUAUGGAACACUAAUACUUAGCGAGUGUAGUAGUACGAUUCGAGCUGAAUGCCAACGUAAAGCUACAUCAUUCAGUAUUUUACCGCCUGUUAUAUCCGCCAGAUUAGUUACGAAAAACAGUUUCCAUUUCCGAUACGGAAAAAUCGAAAUAAGAGCAAAAUUUCCUGAAGGUGAUUGGUUAUAUCCAGAAAUGUGGCUUAAACCAAAGUACGAUUAUUACGGUCCCGAUUAUUCCAGUGGAUGCAUUGUCCUUGGCCUUGCUCGUGGAAACGAUAAUUUAGUGAACACUGUCGAUGGAAGCAUCUACGAUUCAAGAAGAUUAGAUUUUGGAGUCCGUAUAGGUACAGAUUUAGAUAUUAAAAACUACAUGGUUUCUCGGACUGGAAAGAAUGGACCAAGAUGGACGCAAGAUUUUCAUGUUUACACAACGAUUUGGAAUUCCAAAGGAUUUCAAUUCCUUGUAGACGGUGAAGAAGUUGGUAAAUUAAAUCCUCCAACAGAUGGUUGGAUGUAUGGGAAUAAUUUUACCAAAAUGGCUCCUUUUGAUCAAGAGUUUUAUAUCGUAAUUGGUGUGGGAGUUGGUGGUAUUCGCGUAUUUCCUGAUAAAACAACUAGCUCGGGACACAUAAAACCGUGGAAAAAUAUUGAAGCCAAGGCAAUGUUGAACUUUUGGCAUGCAGAAGAUAAAUGGUUACCAAGUUGGGGUGAAAAAACUGCUUUCGAAAUCGAUUAUAUUCGAGUAUGGUCAGCUUAAAAAGGAUUGUGUUAUUAAUAAAAUUUACAUAAAAGGGUACCAGAAAAAUUAAUUUUUAAACAAGUUGCAAUUUUUUAAAUUUAAACAUAAAAUAAUUCUUCAUAGCAUAAUACGUCAAAUAUGUCUUAGAUAUUAAUGCUAUUAGUAAUAAAACGACAUUCGUUA
Bombus pyrosoma is the source of this 2368-nucleotide messenger RNA. Its product is annotated as beta-1,3-glucan-binding protein-like. The record is from RefSeq and is a predicted model, not a curated record. The transcript has 8 exons. Gene Ontology annotation, molecular function: carbohydrate binding; hydrolase activity, hydrolyzing O-glycosyl compounds. The coding region runs from base 869 to 2203 and encodes 444 amino acids. Lineage: Eukaryota; Metazoa; Arthropoda; Insecta; Hymenoptera; Apidae. Gene Ontology annotation, biological process: carbohydrate metabolic process.